CAAGACUUGAUAUCUCGAAUGUUAUAAGGACGUCAAUGAUAUAAUUGCUGCUUAACUCGUGUAUUCACUUAAUUAAAAUCACAGACUAAAAGGGACCUCGGCUCACUCAAGCAGUAGUAAUGGGAAGUGGAACUUCAAAACCGCUCAAAAGAGGUCAUGUUAAAAAUAAACCAAUAUUUCACAGGAUCUCCUCUCCCCACUCCUUAAUCAAGUCACGGUAUGAUGUAGUGGUGAUAGGCUCUGGCUAUGGAGCAUCCAUCGCUGCAAGCCGCUGUGCACGAGCAGAUCAGUCCGUGUGCGUUCUGGAACGAGGCAAGGAGUGGUUACCAGGUGAUUUCCCAGAGACUUUCAAAAAAGCAUCGGAGCAUGCGCAAAUCAAUUUUGGUGGCAAGGGAAGAAAACUAGGUCAGCCUUCUGAUUUAUAUGAACUAAUUAUCACUGAUGACCUGACAGUGGUCCAAGGGUGCGGUCUGGGUGGGGGAUCUCUAGUGAAUGCCAAUGUGGGACUGGACGCAGAGCCUGGUGUGUUUCAGGACCCAGUAUGGCCAAAAGAGCUAAGAGACGACGUGGAUCAACUGCUGAGAAUCGAUCGGCAGCACUUUGUUGAUAUGAUAAAACCAACGCCAUAUCCAGACAAUUACCCACCCCUUCACAAACUUGACCGAAUGAAGGAUGGAUUGAGCAAGUUUGAUAUCGAGGACCUAGAUAAGGUGCUUUACAAGACUCCUCUUUACGUCACGUUCAAGGACAUGCCAUUGAAUCACGUUGGCAUCCCCCAACCUAAAUGCACAGCGUGUGGGAACUGUUGUGCAGGCUGCAAUGUGGGAGCUAAGAACACAUUGAAUUUUAAUUACCUGCCUGAUGCAAAGGCUCAUGGAGCUGAGAUAUUUGUGGAGGUAGAGGUGGUAUCUAUUCUUAAGUCCCAUAAUUCCACGGAUUGGAUUGUCAGUUACAAGAGGCAGGUUCCUGGAAGUUUCGAUCUCAACGAACAGUUUGUUCGUGCAACCUACGUAAUUCUCGGUGCUGGAGCUUUAGGUUCGACCAAGAUUCUUCAGCGCUCAAAGGAACGUGGUCUAGACGUGUCUGAUGAAAUUGGGAAACGGUUCUCUACUAAUGGAGACGCGGUCGGAUUCAGUUAUAACGGAGACAGAGAGGCAAAUUCCCUUGGGGUUGAGACUCGCCAAAUGGCGUCGGUCCAACCCCCGGGGCCGACCAUUGUCUCAGCAAUGGACUUCCGAAAAGUAAAUAACGAUAAUUUUGAAAAGAACAUUAUCAUCGAGGACGGCACACCGGCGUCAAGUCUUUCUGAGUUGUAUGCAUUUGGUGUUAGCUUUGCCGCAAAGGUGACAGGAGAAGAUAAGUUCCCUUCAAAUGAAUGGCUCGAGAAAGCAUUUCAGGAACUUCAGGGUAAAGGAAUCAACAACACCCUUUCUCUUCUCUGCAUGAGUCACGACAGUGCAUCUGGAGUAAUUUCUUUCGACAAUAAAAUCGACGACAUUGAUAUAACAUGGGACAGAGUUGGCUAUGAGAGCAACUUCAAGACGAUUGACCAAACAUUGCAAAAAAUAGUGCAUGGUCUUGGUGGGACGUAUGUGAGGAAUCCAUUUUGGUCAGAAACAUUGGGAAAAAGUGUCGUCUCGGUACAUCCAUUAGGUGGCUGUCCUAUGGGUGACUCUGGCAGAACAGGUGUUGUGAAUCAUGCCGGGCAAGUGUUUGACGGUAACACGGAUGAGUUGUUGGAAGGACUCUAUGUCGUCGAUGGAUCCAUAAUUCCUCGAUCGGUAGGCGUUAAUCCUACACUUACCAUUUCAUGCCUCGCCGAACGCUGUAUGCGACUUUUGGUGGAAAAAGAAGAAUGGAAAAUAGACUACGACUCCUUCAAGCCUCUCGGGCGCUUUGCCUCCGAUAAAGGAAAGCCUGGUAUUCGUUUUACUGAAAAAAUGGUGGGGACGUUUUGGCUCGCACAGAAAAACAAGACGGAAGGGGUACAUUGUGAGUUCACCGUGACUGUGCAGAGUAGCGACGUGGAGCACAUGCUUAAAUAUGACCCCGUUCACUCCGCCAAAAUGACUGGAACUCUGACCUGCGCACUGCUGUCAAACACGCCCAUGACAAUCAAUGAAGGCCAUUUUCAACUUUUGAAUCAGAGUACCGAACACAUCGACACAAAAGAGCUUUUGUACAAAAUGAUCCUCACGGGAUUUCGAGGCAAAAUAUUUUCCUUUCAUGGGAUCAAGUACGUGAAGAGCGACUCAUUUGGUGAAACAGGACUUAAGGAUACCACCGUUUUGUUCGUGACAGUUUACCAGGGAAAAGCUUUCUCCGGGAAACCAGUAGGAUACGGGAAGCUUUUUGUUACAUUGCCCAAUUUCCUGAGACAGCUGUCCAAUAUCGAGAUUACAAAUACCACCAGCAGGUAUGAACGGCUGAAGUGGACUGCAAAUCUGUACGCCUUCUUUCUUGGAGGUCUUUGGGAAAUUUAUAGCCCUGUUACGGCAAAGAAACGCCAUUUUGAUCUUCAUGCUCCUCCAAGAUUGAAAAGGCCUUUACGACUGAAUGGGAAACUGCCGGAGGUUUUCAAGUGCAUCACCAAAGAUAAAUAUGAACUACGCUUGACUCGAUUCCAAGGAGGAAAAAAGGGACCAGUGGUUGUGUUCCACGGAGUGGGAAUGAACAGCGGAAUUUUCCGCCUGGAUACAAUUGAAACAAAUUUCGUGGAAUUUCUUGUGGCGCACAGGUAUGAUGUUUGGCUUGUUGACUGGCGGACGUCCUGUGAUCUGGAAUGGACAGUUUACGAGGAUUACACUUUAGAUGACUGCGCUGCAUACGAUUUCCCAGCCGCUAUUGAUAAAGUUCUCGAAAUCACCAAGCAGACAACAGUUCAAGUCGUAGCUCACUGUGGCGGAUCGCUGGUGUGUUUUGCCUCCCUCCUGACUGGGGCUCUGGAGGGGAAAAUCAGAAGCUUGAUCAGUAGUCAGGUGGCUGCAAACCCAAUUCCAACCCAAGCCAAUAAACUGAAGGCCGGAAUUUACAUCCCGGGCACAAUAGAAGCUCUUGGUGUGGAUGGAAUCACAGUGGAUACUGACGAUUUCGUGUCCUUGAGUGAAAGACUCUUUAACAAGUUCACGGAAGGUGUCAACAAAGCAUUGCUCCCAUACGACGAGUUGUGUGAUAAUCCUGUGUGUCACAGGGCCACGUUUAUCUAUGGUCUUCAGUGGGAACACGAAAAUUUGAAUCCCCUCACCCACGACUAUUUGCAUGAGUUGUUUGGUCAUUUGACCACAAAGGUAGCCAAGCAGCUCACCCUAACGAUGAGGCAGCAAAAGUUGGUAUCUGCGACAGGUGAAGACAUCUAUUUACCAGAUCUGGAAAAAAAAGAUCGCGCUCGUUCGAAAACUUACAACCAGCAUAUGCAGAGGCUCAACAUACCCGUAUGCUUUAUUGUUGGAGAGAAAAACAGUUGUUAUCUGCCUGAAAGCACCCACAGAACAUUCAACCUUGUUAAAGAGGCCCACCCCGCACAAGAAUAUACUUGGAUCCAGAUCCCCGGCUAUGGCCAUCUGGAUUGCAUUAUUGGCAAGGCUGCAGUCCACGAUGUUUACCCUUGCAUACUCAAGGCUCUAGAUACGCAUGCUCAGGAUAACACACCUCUUGAUGAGAUUGCAUUUGAUGGAGUUAAAAAAGCAGUGUCUUCUUUAAAGUCUAAAGUUUGUCAAACUGACGGGCCAAAGGCUGAUCCAAUGACAAUCCCCACCCUACCAGCAGAAAUGGAGGAGUCCUACUUAAAUGAUGAUGCAUCGGACGACGAGGAACUCCCCUAUCCUGCUGCAGCCAGUGACGUGAUGAAUCCAGUUGAGGUGAAAAGUAUCUGGGACUCGAUGGAUCAAAUAACCCCUUUACAAGCUUGGCAGAUGUGGCCUUCCAAGUCGACCAGAAAGAGUCGGGUAAAGAAUGAGCCGAGCUAUCAUCCACCAAAGGGAACAGACAUUGAAAAGGUGGAGGUUCGAGAGAUGCAAAACCCAAGCGAUCCAGCGAAGAACAUAAUCGUAUCAAUGAGUGAUCUACAUCUUGAUAGUUACUGGAGUAAGAACAUGCACGAAAGACUCAGCACUUUUCUUAAAAAGUUGGGCAGUGUGGCUGAGGUUUCAAUUCAUACCUUAAUCCUUCUCGGUGACGUUCUUGAGAUGUGGCUGGACCCAAUAACUCUUACACCGCCAACACUCCAGGAGAAAAUCGCAAAUUGGAAAAAGAACGAAACUUGCAGCCUUUUCUUCAGCAUCGUGCGGAAAAUGGCUGAGGAAGAUGGCGUCAAGGUUUUCUACGUUAGAGGCAAUCAUGACCAUGAGAUUACUGCUGGCGCAGUGGAAGAGCUGAUGGGAAACAAGGUUGAAUUUAUCGAAGGAACGCUCAUCUACGUAAUCAAUAGUGAUGAUGGGCAGCAAUAUAGGAUACGAUUCGCUCACGGUCAUGACUGGGACCUUUUUAACACUUAUGCCUUAACUGAACCGAAUGAUCCUCUUGGAGGAAGACCCGUCGGAUAUUAUGUCUCGAGGGCAGUGGCUACUGCAAAAACAGUUAUGACUGAGACUGAAGAGGUACUCAGAGAUGUGACAAAAGCGCUGAUGCAAAUGGUAGAUGGACGAUUGGGGUCGGCUGUUGUUCAGAUGCUGGCGAAAGGUCCUUUGCAAAAGCGAUUCACCGAGACGAUGAUUGAGCGGGGCGUGGGUCGAGACGUCAACAAGAAUGAAUGUAUUCUUUUACAAGAGGGAAAAUGGAUAAAGAUGGAAAACUUUCUGAAAUACCGGUAUUUUAAACGAGCAAUUGACAAGUUUGGCUCUAGUUACACAUUCAGCCUCUUGAAGGGAGCUGUUGGAAACUAUGACGACUUCUUGAGUCAAUGUGGUGAGGAUGUCGUUGUUUUUGGACAUACCCAUAUAUGGCGAGGCCACAGCAUCAAGAGCAGAAUCGGGAAAUCAAUUUACGUCAACACAGGAUCAUGGAUAGACCAUGCACAUGAGUUUUCAUACGCAAGAAUAACACCUCCACGAAAAUCUGUCCCUGGAUGCGUUCAAGUCAGAAGAGAUUUGCUGGACCCUGACGGCAUCGUGUAGUUAUUAGGGAACUUAAGCAGUCACGAGGGCAACGCCACG
Stylophora pistillata is the source of this 5150-nucleotide messenger RNA. RefSeq lists its product as uncharacterized. The record is from RefSeq and is a predicted model, not a curated record. Gene Ontology annotation, molecular function: oxidoreductase activity, acting on CH-OH group of donors; flavin adenine dinucleotide binding; hydrolase activity. Lineage: Eukaryota; Metazoa; Cnidaria; Anthozoa; Scleractinia; Pocilloporidae.